CAAAGAUAAAAUUGCGGUCAGCCUUGUAAACGUUUAAGAUAUAUGGUAUAUCGGAAAUAUCCGUGUUGCGACGACCUUAGGUUUAAAAAAUGGGCCAUCACCCACAGCGAUCGAUCGGUAUUUGCACAGGCGAGGGAUUUUAAACAAUAUCUGGAGAGACUCACCGUUGAGAUUCGACAGGUUCACUUCUAGUCGAGUCGAUGGCUGAUGAAUAUCCUCCAGUCGACUAACGAUUCCAGAAUAACUUUGUACUCGAUGUAUCGGAAAGGAGAACGCGGGAAGCUCGAACGUGACGUUGUGGAAUGCAUUGCAGGAGGAUGUUCCCAACGUUCCAGGUCCGGUUGUUCGGCAUGGACCCCCUGGCCGAAUACAUCCUCAUGAUGGACUUCGUACCCGUCGACGACAAGCGCUACAGAUACGCCUUUCACAGUUCGAGUUGGGUGGUGGCUGGAAAGGCGGAUCCGAUCUCCCCGCCGAGGAUCCACGUUCAUCCCGAGUCUCCGGCCCGGGGAGGUCAAUGGAUGAAGCAGCCCGUCGCCUUCGACAAACUCAAACUCACCAACAACCAACUCGACGACAACGGACACAGCACAUUUAUAUUAAGACGGGCCAGGGAAGCCAGGCCCAGGCCCAGCAGCCCGACCUUUGCCAUCCGACUGUGUAUACUCGACUGCACCCAUCGACGAUCGACGCAUCUCGGACGUGAUGUACCCGACUGCAGCGACCGAACGGAACCCGAACGACCGCCUCCUCCCUUCGUUCGAUUCUCUCCCCUUCGGACCGCCGUACCGACGUGGGAGCCGGAACCGUCCCGUACCUCCGAAAUCGACCGAGUUCGUCCCGAGCGAGAAGCACGGCAGAAGCAGGUGCGAGUGAAGGGCAUACGAGGGGGGUGCCGUACGAACGAGGAAGCAGGAAAACGGAGCAGACGUUGCAUCGGUGAACGACCGAGACGGAUUCGCAUCGAGUCGGCGAUUCGGCUCCGUGCCGGUUGGAUCGACCUUCGACCGGCAUCGUGGUGUCACGAGAGACCCCACCGAGUCGAUGACCGAAAGGUGGCGCCUGCGAUCGAGGCGUCCGACCCGAUACCUUCGUGUGGCAUUAGGACCUCGAUCGUGACAGCUUCGUUGCCGACCGUGUAG
Darwinula stevensoni is the source of this 1142-nucleotide messenger RNA. The record is from the annotation of a GenBank genome assembly. Lineage: Eukaryota; Metazoa; Arthropoda; Ostracoda; Podocopida; Darwinulidae.